GGUGUGUGGUAUGCUGAAUAAAAAUAGACCAGUCCUAUUCUAUAUUCUGACAUCGCGCUUUUAUGUUCCCUUUUGUACGGUAUAGUAUAUUAUUAAGUACUAUGAUAUUGCUGUCUUGUAAUACUUCUCAAUCUUUAUAGCUAUUUAUGAAGGAAUAAAGCCUUCGUAAUUAGCACUGGCACAUUGGAAGUUCUGAAGUUACAUGAGUAAAACCGACGAAAAACCAACUUUACACUUGAAGUUAAAAGGUGUGACAGGCCAACAAUUUUUACCAGGACUUAUAAACAACUCAUUUCAUAACAAAAUGGAUAAAUCUCAACUAGAGAAUUUGUCAAUCAAAGCAGAAGAUUUCAUUGUAAAAGAAAAUUGCAACGAAGAACUCCAUGAAGAUAUUGCCACCAGAACGACCUGCCCAUGCGAAGCUUGUUUGCAUAGACUAACAUUAAAUACAAAUGCAGUAAAGCAACAUGGAGUACAUGCGAAAGGUUGGAAUAUGCUGCGAGAAGUUAUCACUGGUUUGAAGGACAGUCCUAAUGAAGAAACCAUAGAUAAGAAAGAAAUUUUAUCAAAGUUAACUCAAUAUAAUCCUCAUUUACUCUUCCAGCGACUUGAACUCAGCAUUAAGCAAUAUAUUUCUGGCAAGAAGGUUCAACUCCUGAAACUACUUGCACAAGGAUAUGAAAAUCCAUUAUCUGCAUUGGAUGUUGCUAAUACAUUGUUGAAUAUGUAUGCAGAUAUUUUGGAAGUUGCUGGAACCUUAUCAAAUCUAGUAAAAGAUAUGGAUUCUCUCCACUUGGCAAAGUUGGGAACAUCGCUUGUGAAAUGGACUAAAUGCCUGUUUCAACAUAUCGUUUGUGCCGAACCUCUCGUACAUCAUGCACUUCCUGAACUACUUGUACAACUGAGAAAGGGAAUAACUAAAGAUUCAAGCGAUGCAAAUUUUAGUGAUAUUUUACACAGGUUUUUACAUUUUGGUGAUGAAAUGAUGCAACUGCAAGUUGAAUGGAAAAGUACACUCUCCCGCAUUAAUGAUCACUCAAAAAAACAUUCGCUUGUGAUGAGUAAAUAUCGAUAUCUACAUCAUGUCGAUCGUUCUGUUGUUGUCGCUAUGUCUGAAUGUUUAAGACAACAUCCUCCGAUGCAGAACAAUCCUGUUUUAUCAAAUCUUGCACCAUUUCUGUCCAUACCAAGUUUUCCUUCAUUUCCUGAUUCUUAUGGAUCCUGUUAUUUCAACUCACUAGUGGAAGUUUGUCAGAAUGGAGAGACUUUAGACAUUGCUCCCGGUAUGAAUCCUGGUAUUCCAUCAGUCUACGAUAUUAAGAUUAAUCCACCAAGUGUUCCAUCCGAUGAUUCAAUGGUUUCAAGUGACGAGGAAGUGGAACCGAAAUAUCUAAAUCGACGUAUUUAUGGAAGAAUUCCACCGAUUUAUUGUGAUGAAACAGGAGGUAUUGUAGGAGGGAAUGUAAUGUCUGAAACCCUCGAAUCUUCAUCUCAUUUACCAAGAUAUCAAUGUGAUAUUCCGUAUACAAUACCAACAACCCUCAGCGCUUCUCCGCUUAUCACUGGUCCUAUGCUGCAGGCGAGACAUGGAGUACUUGAAAAUGGAAUCUCAAGAAGAGUGGGAGCCAAUAGUGAGAUCGAAGAUGAAGAAGAGAGAGAUGGAGGAGAAGCAGAUGAUGAGGAUGAGGAGGGAAGAGUGACGAGAUGUAGUUGUAGUCAAUGUUCUUCAUCUUUUCCUAAAUCUCUUCAUCUAAGUUCAGAACAUGUUCCAUAUUCAUGUGAUGGUGCUGGUGUUGGGGCAGGAUUUUGCACUAAUUUUGCAACACUGAGCCAAACGACAUUUACAUUAACUAAUCCUCAGCGCCAUGGUCUUGUACAGCAACAGCAACAUCUGUAUGCACCUGUCAUCCAAGAAUCUCCGUUAAACAAUAAAAAUACUCAGCAAUGGAAUUUUUUACAUGCAGGAAUCGGAAAUUAUGGACAUUCUGUUGAUCCCACACCAGAAGGCAACACUGAUCAAUCAAGCUACUUCAAUUCUUGCAGCUGCAUGGAAAAAAGUGAUAACCCUACUUAUUCAUCUAUUGGAACUGCAAGCAACAUAAAUUCCGUCCAUCACCAUCCGCCACUUGUUCCUGUCAUGACUUGUGCUUCUCUACAAUACGCUUUUCCUUUCCCAAAAUUUUCGCAAGGAGUCGAUGCCAACUCUCUUUCAUUACAACCACCAUCAAUACCAGGAAUUCCGCAAACCUCUCCUGGUCACUUUCAAGAUUGUCCUAGACUUUUGCAACCACAAUUUUUCGCUGCUGGGAAUAAUUUCUCGAUCCCAGGGACUGCUACAACCCUGGAUCCAACUUCUAAUGGCAACUAUUCUCAAGGCUUACCUCUCCAACUACCAGCUUGUGGCAGUCCCGUCAUUUCCACUGUCCAACAACAAAGACAACAGUUUACUUCUAAUGCAACAUCUCAGUUUAAUGCGCAAUGCCAAUCACCCAGCAGUGUUACAGUGUCUGAAAAUACAAUUACUACUACUUCUCCGGUAACCACAGCAAGUAAUCAGACACAUCGUAAAAAGUUGGUUCCACAUGGGAAAUUAGCUCGACAACAAAUGCAAAAAAAGCCGGCUUCUCAACAGAGUUCAACUCCAACACUGUUGCCAACUAUGAGUUCUUCUUUGCCACGAUUCGAAUUGAAUAACGAUGCUCAAACAAUGGCGAAUGACAAAGUACCACCUCAACUCACGAAAAAUUUCAAGUUUGAAACAUCACCACAAGAUAAUAUUGCAAAGCAACCUGUGAAGGCAGGAUCUAUACCACAUGAACACCAUGAAGGCUGUACAGCACAACAUCAUACCAUGAAUACAGCAACGGGAGAUACCGACCUGCGGCAUAUUUCGACUACGGAAAAUGCUGCUUCGUCACAAACUUCCGCUGCUUGUUCUGCAUCAUCAGCUCCACCAGCAUGUUCGGAACAGCAUACUCAUGUAAAUUCUGGUGGAACUCCUAAAGUGAAACACAACCAUUCGCACAACCACCAAAAUACAGGAUCUGGGGAGCCGACAGCUUGCUGUAAUCAAGAGGAAUGCAGUUCUGAUGCAGCGAGUAACGGUCAGAAUGGGAAUUCAGGCGGAGGAAGUAAAUAUUGCGAUUGUUGCUACUGUGAAUUUUUUGGUAACGGAGGACCACCCCUUGCUCCGACAAGUAAAAAUUAUCCUGAGAUGAGAGAAAGACUUCGAUCAAAAUUGAACAAGAAACCGAGGGGUGAAAGUAAAGAUGCAGGAAACCACAGUGGGCACCAUCACGAUGAACGUUCACUCGAAGAAAUCCUCUCGUUCAUAGAGGGCGAGAGAAUGGGAAAUGGUCAUAAUGAUGGAAAUAAAAAGAAUGUGAAAAAGUCGAAACAAAAAGUGAACAGAGAAGAAGACAAGCGCAAAACUGAAAAACAACAACAGCAGCAACAGGAUAAAGCAGCAUUGACCAGAAGUAAAGAUACAAAAUGUCCACCCAGCGAUGUACAACCACCAGUUGUUGACAAUGUUCAAAGUAAUAAACAGGCUUUGAAUAAAAAAAGAAAAACUCGUAAAAAGCAGAAUAAUUCUGAUGAACUUAUUACAACUGAGCAGAGAUCUGUUGUGAACUCACCUUUGAACCAGCAGAUUCAUGCUAAUAAAGACAUGAAGAAUAUUUCAAACGAAUCUCAAUCUCAGAAGAAAACUCCUGUUCAAGUCAGAUCUUCUAUGCAGAAUAACGCAACCAGUUCAACUAAAACAAAAUCUAAGCUGAACGACUCUGUAACUGGUGGUCACCAUAGUAACGAAAAUAAUAUCAAACAACGCCUUACUGUAAAUUCUGUACAAUCUCCUGAGAUUUCAAAAUAUUCUGACAAAUAUGGAAAAAAUAAACACUCAGCAUCGCAAAAAUCAAGUGAACAGUCCACUAAAUAUCAAGCGGAAGGUGGAAAAGAAAAACAAAGUCAGAAAUCUGAAGGAAAGGCAUCGAAGAAAAAUGCAAAACAAGCUGCAGGAGCAUUACCGAUAGAUCCAGUCGAUGUAGUUCAUGUUGAUCAAGUCUUCAUGCCAAAAGGUGACAAUCAGGAGAAUAAUGAAAUGGAUGACAUCGAAAAAGAAAUUGACAGUUUUAAGAGAUUUUGCUUGGAUUCGACAAACUUCGUCCGAAGAAAGAAAAUCUCUGUCAAUUGGAAGGAUUUUUCAUUCAAGAAAAAUCACAUCUCUCACUGAAUUUUUUGUUUCAAUUUAUAAUGUGUUUGAUAGCAUUUAGAAGUGAAUUGUUGUCAUUAACUAUUUAGGCAGCACACACAGCGAUUGAGUUAGUUCCGUAUCUUAUUAUAUUAUUAUUAUCAUUAUUUUUUUAAUCAGUAAUAAAUACAAAAAGUGGAUGUACUUACAAACAUGUGAAUAUAAAUGUUGAAUUUUA
Messenger RNA from Styela clava, 4430 nucleotides. RefSeq lists its product as uncharacterized. Gene Ontology annotation, cellular component: cytoplasm; nucleus. The record is from RefSeq and is a predicted model, not a curated record. Lineage: Eukaryota; Metazoa; Chordata; Ascidiacea; Stolidobranchia; Styelidae.